AUGUCCGUGAUGAGAGCAGUGAUUUUCGUAUUUUCAGAUCCAGGUAGAUCUUGCGGAUCUAUAAUUGGAGGAUCGUCACUUCCCGUCGGUUCGUGCGUGGUCCUGACGCGCGAUGGAUCUGUCGGGGCGACAGAGGAGGCUUCUCUGUCCUCCGCGUCUCCUCCUUCGCCACCCUCUUUUGCUCCCCUUCGUCAUCCCCUUCCCGGCAGCGGAACCCCUUCCACCAGAACUCUUCCUCCACCUUCUGUCUCCGCAACUCCUCCGUCUUCUCCCUCCAGCAAAGCGCGUCGUUGUCGCGGACCUCGCGGCCGUCGACAACCUCGUCUUCCGCACCCUUCCCCACUACACCUGAGACUCGCGACCUGCGAGGCCUCCCCUCCACCUGGCUUUCCCGGGUGCUGUCCACCAAUGAUCAGCGACUGUCUUCGUCUCCGCCGCCGACCGAACGGCCCGACUCUCUUUGCUCUUUGCUACCGUUUCCACCACUGUACUGUUAGUACUAUUAGAGAGCAUAAAGACGUUUCGAAUUCGAAUAACGCAAAUGAAUCCGUCGCGUUCGUAGUGGACUGCGGCUUCCAGCGGCAGAGAUUUACUGAUUUAACUCAGUACUCACUUCACUUCACUCGAGUUCCUGCGGCGUUUCUGGAUAGGAGCCUGGCCGGUUUGCCGGCUCGUAUCGUAUCGCUCCACUUUUACUGGGUUGGCUUAACUCCUCUUUUCGUCCUCGUCGCACCUGCACGACUUUACGACCAACACUUGCACUCGCAAGGUGCAAAAGUAAAAGCUACGCGCACCCUUCCGCGCGCAGCCCCGCCCUGCCACCCUGCGUUCCUCAUUUGCGCCCUCUUUUCGCCUCCACAACAGCAUCCGCUCUUCCUCACCUUCCAGACCAACAAUCAACAGGGCUGCCACAGAACGAUGUACUUGAAAAAAGUGGAAAAAGUGACUAAUCUAAGGGGCCGUUCUUAA
Belonocnema kinseyi is the source of this 969-nucleotide messenger RNA. RefSeq lists its product as uncharacterized. NCBI's taxonomy places the organism in Eukaryota, Metazoa, Arthropoda, Insecta, Hymenoptera, Cynipidae. The transcript is spliced from 2 exons. The record is from RefSeq and is a predicted model, not a curated record. Bases 1 to 969 code for a protein of 322 amino acids.